CAACGUUCUCUCAACUGUUCUGCCAACCUCACUAUUUCAAUUCCAUCUCCAUUCUCCACAGUCCGCACCCAUCUCUUUCUCUCUCUAAAACACAAAUCAUACAUUCCUUUAAAGUGAAGCAAGAAUAAACCCAACCCAUUUUACUUUUUAUCUCACAGAGAAAAGGCAAUACCCAGAUAGAGACCACGGCUCACCCCCCACUCGAUACCCACACGGAAAGCCUUGAAAGUUUGGGUUUUUAUUGUCUAUUAUAUCUACUCUCUCUCUCUAAAGCCCUUCCAUUCUUUUUCAUGUUUUCAGAGACACAACCACUCUUCUAAGAAUCCAAGAUGGUAAUCAAAAACGGCAAUGAUAUUCCUAUUGUGUCCUCCGACGACCUCUCCAACCCAUUCGGCCAAUUGGGUUUGGACAUAUCCGACACCGAGCUCCGAGAAACCGCCUACGAGAUAUUAGUGGGAGCUUGCCGGAGCUCCGGUGGGAGGCCGUUGACUUUCGUUUCGCAGUCCGAGAGGGCCAUUGAGAGGUCCACGUCCAUGUCGUCUUCGCCCUCGUUGCAGAGGUCGCUGACGUCCACGGCGGCGAGUAAGGUCAAGAAGGCCUUGGGGUUGAAAUCGUCAAAGAAGAGCUCCGACUCAGUGAGUCAGGACUCAGAGAGUUUGGGGAAGGCCAAGCGACCCGUGACUAUUGGUGAGCUCAUGAGGUUUCAGAUGAGGGUUUCGGAGCAGACUGAUUCCAGGAUUAGGCGUGCCCUGUUGAGAAUUGCUGCUGGACAGCUUGGAAGGCGCAUUGAGUCAAUAGUUCUACCACUAGAGCUAUUGCAGCAGUUCAAGUCUUCAGAUUUUCCAAAUCCGCGAGAAUAUGAAGCAUGGAAAAGGAGAAAUUUGAAGAUUCUCGAAGCUGGACUAAUUUUGCAUCCUCAUCUGCCCUUGGAUAAGAGAGACGCUGCUUCACAACAGCUUCGGCAGAUUAUUUACGGGGCCUUAGAAAGGCCCAUAGAGACUGGAAAGCGCAGUGAAUCAAUGCAAGCUCUUCGCAGCUCUGUGAUGUCUCUUGCUUGCAGAUCAUUUGACGGGUCCAUCUCUGGAACAUGCCACUGGGCGGACGGAGUUCCUUUGAAUCUCCGACUCUAUGAAAUGCUUCUAGAAGCUUGCUUUGAUGCAAGUGUAGAAACAUCCGUCAUUGAAGAAGUUGAUGAGGUUUUAGAGCUCAUAAAGAAGACAUGGGUAAUACUUGGAAUAAACCAGAUGCUGCAUAAUCUUUGCUUUUCAUGGAUAUUAUUUCACCGUUAUGUUGCAACUGACCAAGUUCAGAGUGACCUGCUCUUUGCCGCCAAUAAUUUGUUAUUGGAGGUUGAAAAGGAUGCAAAGGCGACAAAGGAUCAAGCUUACUCCAAUAUAUUGAGCUCUACAUUGAGUUUGAUGUUGGAUUGGGCAGAAAAAAGACUACUUGCUUACCAUGAUACGUUUUACGGUGGAAAUGUUGAUCUAAUGCAGAAUGUCAUAUCACUGGGCGUCUCAGCAGCCAAGAUAUUGGUUGAAGACAUCUCUCAUGAAUACCGUAGAAAGAGGAAAGAUGUUGAUGUAGCACACAACAGGGUUGAAACUUACAUCAGGUCAUCUAUACGUUCUGCUUAUGCUCAGGAAAUGGAGAAGGUAAACUCAAGCAAGCGGUUGUCUAAAAAUCAACAAAGUCCUCUUCCUGUCCUUUGCAUACUUGCUCAAGGCAUUUAUGAACUGGCUUUUAAUGAAAAGGAGAUAUACAGUCCCAUACUGGAGAGAUGGCACCCGCUUCCAACAGGUGUAGCUGUAGCCACCCUUCAUUCUUGCUAUGGGAAUGAAUUGAAGAAAUUUGUUUCGGGUAUUAGUGAGUUGACACCUGAUGCUGUACAAGUGUUACUUGCUGCUGACAAGUUGGAAAAAGAUCUUGUGCAAAUUGCAGUUCAAGAUUCUGCGGAUAGUGAGGAUGGUGGGAAGGCAAUCAUGCAGGAGAUGACUCCUUAUGAGGCUGAAGGUAUAAUUGCCAAUCUGGUGAAAACAUGGAUAAGGACAAGAGUGGACAGACUGAAGGAGUGGGUUGAUAGAAAUCUGCAACAAGAGGUGUGGAAUCCUCGGGCAAACAAAGAGAGAUUUGCUCCCUCUUCAGUUGAAGUUUUACGAAGCAUAGACGAAACUUUGGAAGCAUUCUUUUUGUUGCCUAUACCGAUGCAUCCGGUUUUGCUAUCUGACUUGAUGAGUGGGCUUGAUAAAUGCCUUCAACAUUACAUAUUGAAGGCAAAAUCUGGCUGUGGAUCCCCAAAUACUUUUGUUCCAACCAUGCCAGGUUUGACCAGAUGUACAACUGGAUCAAAAUUCAAUGGUGUAUUUAAGAAGAAAGAAAAGUACCACAUGGCUCAGAGGAGGAAACCUCAGGUUGGGACCAUAAAUGGGGAUAACUCCUUCGGUAUACCACAACUAUGUGUUCGCAUUAAUACUCUACAGUACAUUCGGAAGGAGUUGGAAGUUCUAGAAAAGAGGACAAUCAUCCAUUUGAGGAAAUCUGGGUCAACUCAUGUGGAUGAUGCCGUAAAUGGGUCAGGAAAAAUGUUUCAGCAUUCAGCAGCUGCUUGUGUGGAAGGGAUCCAGCAACUCUGUGAGGUGACUGCAUACAAGGUCGUAUUUCAAGACCUAAGUCCUGUCUUUUGGGAUAGUCUGUAUGUGGGCGAAGCUUCGUCUUCCAGGAUUGAGCCUUUUCUCCAAGAACUUGAGCAAAAUUUGGAGAUUAUAUCAUCAACAGUGCAUGACAGAGUCCGAACACGUGUGAUUACUGACAUAAUGAAAGCUUCAUUUAAUGGGUUCUUAUUGGUUUUGCUUGCGGGAGGCCCUUCUCGUGCUUUUACUCAGCAAGAUUCUGUUGUAGUAGAGGAGGAUUUCAAGUUUCUCAUGGAUCUCUUCUGGUCUAAUGGUGAUGGAUUGCCAGCUGACUUGAUAGAUAAGUUUUCUACUAAUGUGAAGCGUGUCCUUCCCCUUUUCCAUACUGAUACUGAGAGCCUAAUUGAGCAAUUCAGAGGUGUAACACUAGAAAGCUGUGCCGCCUCUGCUAAAUCAAGGCUUCCGUUGCCUCCAACUUCAGGUCAGUGGAGUCCAAGUGAACCAAACACACUCUUGCGAGUUUUAUGUUAUCGAAAUGAUAAGAUGGCAACAAAGUUCCUAAAGAAAACCUACAACUUACCAAAGAAACUGUAACAGAACUUUGAGUCAUCAGUGGAUACCAUACUGCUUCGGUAGCUCUGGGACAUUCUUGUAGUUUUACUGGUAUUUGCCACCGUAUCCAACAUCGGAGUUUCCAAUGAUAUGCUUUAAGGGGGGGCUUUUGGAACUGAGCAUGUCUACAUUGGAAGCAAAAAUGCUUCUAUUGUACAGAUAUUUAUGGCUGAAUUUGGUUGAAGUCCUUGCCACUUUAGUCAUGCAAGAACUUGACGGGCACAGUGGACUUGCUCCUCAUCAUAGUCAUCCAGGAGUUGAGAAGGCUUGUGAAGUUGAAUUUCAACAGAAGGCAGUUAACAUUGAUUAUUAUUCUUCCACAUUAGAGAAUAUGUCCGUUCUACCACAUCUAACUUAUUGAGGUUCUUUCGCCCCCAUGAAAGUUUCCGGCUUUCUUAUACUUCUCUUCCACUGGCUUUCUUAUACUUCUCUUCCACUUCAGGUCAGGACAAUUUGGGGGAUAGAUAGAGAGAGAUUAAGCUAUUAAUUACAGAAAUUUGGAAGGUAUACGCUUGUUUCGUAGUCUGGGAGUGUGUUCUGUAGCUGCUUGUGUAUAAUAAUGUAAAGUUCUUUUAUGAGGUUUUUUUGCCAA
Messenger RNA from Cornus florida, 3831 nucleotides. Its product is annotated as protein unc-13 homolog. The record is from RefSeq and is a predicted model, not a curated record. The transcript is spliced from 5 exons. NCBI's taxonomy places the organism in Eukaryota, Viridiplantae, Streptophyta, Magnoliopsida, Cornales, Cornaceae. The coding region runs from base 330 to 3221 and encodes 963 amino acids.